AUGACAACAAUAACAGAUGAACAAUCAAAAAUGAUUUUACGAAAUCAACAAAUGGGACAAUUAUUACAGCGAACUUUGAAUAUUAAUAGGACAUUUCCUAGAUCAUUAAUAUCAGAAAUUAUACGCUGCUUAAAAUGCACAAAACCAAUCUUACUAGCAAUUCGAGCAUCAUUAGUAUCCGGAAAUCAUUAUGAGCGAUUUGUUAACGUUUGCAACCGAUUACGUGGAGUAUUACAGUGUACCAAUCAUGUACCCGGAAAAUGUUCAAGACAAUCAGGAAUUGAAUCUUUGCUAGAUAGUUUCCGGUAUUUUUGCAUUGAUCAAUUUACAGCUUAUAGAUAUAUCUUUGAAUGUUUGGAUAUUCAUUCCGCAACAGUUUUACGUGAAUGUCAAGGAAAAUGUCAAGCAAGUCGUCAAGUACUUGGAUGGUUCAUAUAUAGUUACAUUCAUUCUACUUUACCGUUUUCAAUUCCGGAACAUGAUACACCGGCUAAAAUAAAUGUGAAAUAUUUUGCUAAAAUAAGUAGCGAUGCUUGUAGCACAUUAUCAUGUUACAUUGAAUGUUUACGGGAAAAAUACAACAGACGAUGUGGUGACAUUGGUGGCAAUAUGUUUUUGGAAGUAUUAUUCAGGCCAUUGGUAUCAUUGCAUAAAUCUUGGGCAUAUAGCCCGAUAGCUACAUCAAUGAUGCUUAUUAUGCCACAAACAUGUGAUUUUCUUACAAAUUUAGAUCAAUUAAAUGAAUACAGGUUAGACGAAAAAACACAUGCCAAAAUCGAGAAUGCAUUCCCGAAAAAUGCUAAAAAUCAAUAUGCCAAUCAUUUACAAGGUCGUAAUUCGUCUGCUAUUUCAUGGAUGCCAUUUUUGAAAAAUUUACCUUCACCAUUAGAUCAAAAAGAAUUUCCAAGUGAUUCAAUGAAUUAUCCAGCACCACCAAUACAUAUCGAAGAAAUUCAAGAAGCAAUUGACCAAUUCAAAACAAUCGAUAAAAUGCAACGAUUGCAUUUAUAA
This is a messenger RNA of Loa loa (African eye worm), 1011 nucleotides long. RefSeq lists its product as hypothetical. The coding region runs from base 1 to 1011 and encodes 336 amino acids. NCBI's taxonomy places the organism in Eukaryota, Metazoa, Nematoda, Chromadorea, Rhabditida, Onchocercidae. The record is from RefSeq and is a predicted model, not a curated record. The transcript is spliced from 10 exons.